AUGCUUGACCUACACUCUCUCCCCGAAGGCACUUGGCCCGAACAGGCCAUUCGCAACAAUGGCCCUGAUAACCUCGUCUUGGAACGAGCAAAGCUGCGUGAGCUUGCGGAGGGCUGGCCCUGUUACCGCGAUGCUUGUGAAUGGGAGAACUUCGAGUCCAUCUUCCAUGACGAUGCCCAUGUAUACACAACCUGGUCCGGCCGAGUCUCCUAUAAGGAUUUCAUUGCCGCUUCCAAGGCCGGCAUGGACAAAGGUGCCUUUAUCAUGCACCGCUGCCACGGAGUAACCACGGACAUCACUCCCGACGCUACUCGCGCCGUCACCAAGAUGAAGGCGACAAUCACGCAGCGCUUCACGAUUGAUGGGUGCGAAGUUGACGCCGAGGCAGACUGCCGAUUCUGCUUCUUCUUUGAGAAGGUUGAUGGCCGCUGGGGUGCUCGGUUCGUUCGUCAUUGGUACGAAAAGGAUAAGCUGUUGCCUGUCAAUCCCAACAAGAUCCCACGUAUCAAUGAUGAGAAGCUCAACUCUUAUCCUGAGGGGUAUAAGUGUCUUGCCUACUGUCAGGAGCUCACAAUGGGUGUUACCGUGUUGAGGGAUAUGCCCGGACACAGACGACACGUCGGUACUGUUUGUGGAGAGAAGCAUGAUCUACUAUAUCGGUUGUCUAAGGACUGGUUGGAUGGGAAGGCCAUUGAUGUUUAA
This is a messenger RNA of Penicillium cataractarum, 702 nucleotides long. Its product is annotated as putative pathogenesis associated protein Pep2. The transcript is spliced from 2 exons. The record is from RefSeq and is a predicted model, not a curated record. Bases 1 to 702 code for a protein of 233 amino acids. NCBI's taxonomy places the organism in Eukaryota, Fungi, Ascomycota, Eurotiomycetes, Eurotiales, Aspergillaceae.